AUGGAAGGUGAAGCUCCACGUGUGAUUGCUCGUGGUGGGUUUUCUGGAUUGUUACCGGAUUCGAGUAUUGAUGCUUACAAUCUUGCAAUCCAGACAAGUGUAGCCGAUGUUGUUCUAUGGUGUGAAGCUCCACGUGUGAUUGCUCGUGGUGGGUUUUCUGGAUUGUUACCGGAUUCGAGUAUUGAUGCUUACAAUCUUGCAAUCCAGACAAGUGUAGCCGAUGUUGUUCUAUGGUGUGAUGUUCAGCUAACCAAAGAUGGAGUUGGGAUUUGCUUCCCCGAUUUAAACCUGGCCAAUGCUUCAACAGUUCAAUUUGUUUACACAAAUGGUCAAAACUCUUACCCGGUUCAUGGAGUCACUACUCAGGGUUGGUUCGCCAUUGAUUCCACCUUGAAAGAUCUCCAGAAUGUUUCUUUGAUCCGAGGAAUACUAUCGCGAUCAGAUAAAUUCGAUGGAAAUGGAUAUACGAUUCUCACGAUUCAAAAUGUAACCGAGCAAAUUAAGCCACAAGGAGGUUUUUGGUUGCAUGUUCAGCACGAUGCAUUCUACGAGCAACACAAUUUAAGCAUGAGCAGUUUUCUAGUAUCAGUUUCAAGAACUGUUUCCAUUGACUUCAUCUCUUCUCCUGAAGUGAAUUUCUUUAAGAAAAUUACUGGCCGUUUCAAGCUUAAUGGGCCGAGUUUUGUGUUUCAGUUUCUUGGGAAAGAAGAUUUCGAGCCGACAACAAACCGAACCUACGGUUCUAUCUUGAGUAACCUAACUUUUGUCAAGACGUUUGCUUCAAAGAUUCUUGUUCCCAAGUCUUACAUAUUUCCACUCGGUGACAAGCAGUACUUGCUUCCUCCUACAUCAUUAGUUCAAGAUGCUCACAAAGCUGGAUUAGAAGUAUAUGUGUCAGGUUUCGCAAAUGAUGUUGAUCUCGCUUAUAACUAUAGUUACGAUCCAGUGUCUGAGUAUCUAUCUUUUGUGGACAAUGGCGAUUUCUCUGUCGAUGGGAUGCUCUCUGAUUUUCCCUUAACUGCAUCUGCAUCCAUUGACUGCUUCUCCUACAUUGGCCGAAACCCUACAAAACCUCUGAUCAACCAGGGGACUGAUCCGGUUCAUGCCUCAGUGGAUUUUCUUGUUAUAUCAAAAGAUGGUGCGAGUGGGGACUAUCCUAGAUGUACAAACUUGGCAUAUGAGAAGGCAAUUAAAGAUGGUGCUGAUGUUAUCGAUUGCUCUGUCCAAAUGUCUAGCGACGGUAAAUGCUUUUGCUUAAGUACGGCAGAUCUCAAGGACAGCACACUGGUUGCCCAAAGUCAGUUUAGCAACCUUUCAACUACUGUUCCUGAGAUUAGAUCAGAUGUUGGAAUAUACACUUUUAGUCUCACAUGGCCUGAGAUCCAAAACUUGACUCCUGCUAUUUCAAACCCUUACCAGAGUUCUUACAAUAUGUUUAGGAAUCCGAAUGAGAAAAAUUCAGGGAAGCUUAUUUCGCUUUCUGAGUUCCUAGAAUUAGCAGAACACUCCACUUCUCUCUCCGGUGUUUUGAUCAGAGUAGAGAAUGCGGCAUACUUGAGAGAGAAGCAAGGGCUCGAUGUGGUUAAAGCGGUUCUCGAUACCCUCACAGAAGCUGGUUACACCAAUGAAAAUACGAAAACAAAGGUCAUGAUUCAGUCUACGAACAGCUCGGUUCUAGUUGACUUCAAGAAGCAGAGCAAGUACGAGACUGUCUACAAAAUUGAGGAAAUCAUUCGUGAUAUUCGUGACUCUGCCAUCGAAGUCAUAAAGAAAUUCGCUAACGCUGUUGUCAUCAACAAAGCAUCAAUGUACAAACUUGGCAUAUGA
Messenger RNA from Camelina sativa (false flax), 1827 nucleotides. NCBI's taxonomy places the organism in Eukaryota, Viridiplantae, Streptophyta, Magnoliopsida, Brassicales, Brassicaceae. The record is from RefSeq and is a predicted model, not a curated record.